Messenger RNA from Closterium sp. Naga37s-1, 669 nucleotides. NCBI's taxonomy places the organism in Eukaryota, Viridiplantae, Streptophyta, Zygnematophyceae, Desmidiales, Closteriaceae. The record is from the annotation of a GenBank genome assembly.
AUGUCGCACGCCAUUUCCUCUCGUCGCGCGCGCCCUGGCCUGCCUCCUCGUGCGCCCUGCCCUCCCGUCGUGCGUCCUGACCUCCCGUCGCGCGCAAGCACCCUGCCUCUGCCGUCGCCCACGCGCCCUGUCCACCAACGUCGCGCGCGCGCGGGCCUUGUCCGCCGCCGUCAUGCGCGCACGGUCUGCCCGCCGCCGUCACUCUCCUCGCCGCCCAUUCUAUCCUUUCCACGGCCGCCCUCCCUUCCCCCCCUUUUCGCGGGCAUCUUCCUCUCCCUUCAUGGUGCGCCGAACCCCUCUUCCCCCCCCCCCCCUUCUCCUGCCUCCUUCGCACCACCUCCUCCCUCUCCGCUCAUCACAUCCGCCUCCUACACUCCUCCCCCUCUCUUCUCUCCUCCCUACCCUUCACCCUCUUCCUCUCCUCUCCCCCUUCAUUCCCCUCCCCAUCUCACUCUCUCCUCCGCCUCUCUCCUCUCGUCUACUACUGCAGCCGGUUGCCGGCUUUGCUUCGUAAUCUUGCUCAUCAAGACCUACCCCUCCUCACCAUCCGCCCCUUCACCCUCCUCCUCCUCUCUUCUCUCCCUUCAUUCCCCUCCCCAUCUCAUUCUCUCCUCCGCCUCUCUCUCCUCUCUUCUACAGCUGCGGCUGGUUGCCGGCCUUGCUUUGUAG